GCUUCGGCCACUUCCGUGAAGCCAACCCUCGUUCUUUCGAUAGAUACAGACAUUUAGUUGCAUUGCAGGUGUGUUGCCUGGCAAGCUGGCGCUGGUACAUUUAUGCCUGCGGCGUCUCCAAGGAAGCUGCCACUUCAGGACGACGACGAGGAAUCAAGGGACCGAGGCAUGAACCAAGGCGGCCAUGGCGGACGAUUCUCAUGGCUAACAGCUCUGGGGUUCACGUUCCUGACGUUCAACUCGGGCAUGGCGAUCUACCGGUCGCAGCGCGACCCUGGAUCGGUAGCAUUCGUGGUGGUCUCCUACCUGGACCUGGUGCUGCUCUUCGCGUGCCUCCGCAUCUUCGAGAGAACGCCGCGGGAGUCGCCUCGCCGGGGAUGGCUCAAGGUCUGCGUGUGGGGGCUGACCACGCUGCUCACCGUCAUGUUCUCGCACAAGGUCGCCGCCAUCAUGCCGCCGCUGGUGGCGCUCGUGGUCUGGGCCAUGGCGUUCGCCACCAUCGGCGGCGGCUUCUACGCCUUCUUCAUCCACGGGGACAAGACCGCCCAGCUGGAGGAGGCGGGGAACCGGUGAAUGUUGCCGCCGUGCAUGGCGUGGACCUUGCCGCUGUGGACCUCCGCUAUGUUUGUUGUAUUACCAUUUACCCCUAUAUUCGUGACUUGUGAUUGCACAUUUCCGUGUUUCUGCGAUCAAUUAAUUACUCUCUGCAUGCCUUCACGUUUCGGUUU
This is a messenger RNA of Panicum hallii, 728 nucleotides long. RefSeq lists its product as uncharacterized. The transcript has 2 exons. The coding region runs from base 103 to 573 and encodes 156 amino acids. The record is from RefSeq and is a predicted model, not a curated record. NCBI's taxonomy places the organism in Eukaryota, Viridiplantae, Streptophyta, Magnoliopsida, Poales, Poaceae.